Molecule: messenger RNA, 1766 nt
Organism: Mangifera indica (mango)
Lineage: Eukaryota; Viridiplantae; Streptophyta; Magnoliopsida; Sapindales; Anacardiaceae
Product: 3-dehydroquinate synthase, chloroplastic
Exons: 8
Coding region: 94-1446 (450 amino acids)
Biological process (GO): aromatic amino acid biosynthetic process
Cellular component (GO): cytoplasm
Molecular function (GO): 3-dehydroquinate synthase activity
Source: RefSeq, a predicted model, not a curated record
UUCUUCUUCAACGAACCAUGUUCAAUUUAAAUCCACACACGCCACUCAUAAUCUUCCGACCCAAAUCUUGUACCCGACUCCGACUUCGAAUCCAUGGCACUAUCCACCGCCAAUUCAUUCUCUCCUUCUCUUUCAACUAAACUCACCUCCAAAUUCUCCGACUCCUUGGUCCGGUUUCAGAGCCCCAACUCGGUCUCUCUUCGAUCCUCUCAAUUCGUCUCCUCGAGUUCUAUUGAGUUGAAUCGGAGCGGUUCUUCCGUUUUGAGUGCGACUCGAGUGGCGUCCAAGAUAUGUGCGACUGCGGCUCCGGUGAUGGAUCAAUCGGUUGGUGAAGCGAGUCCCAAAGCUCCUACAACUGUUGACGUGGAUUUGGGUGACCGGAGCUACCCGAUUUAUAUUGGGUCCGGUAUUCUUGAUCAGCCGAACCUGCUACAAAGGCACAUUCAUGGGAAGAGAGUUCUCGUGGUGACUAACAGCACAGUUGCACCAAUUUACCUGGAUAAAGUUACUGAUGCUUUGACAAGAGGGAACCCAAAUGUUUCAGUUGAGAGUGUGAUUUUACCAGAUGGUGAGAACUACAAGGACAUGGACACUCUCAUGAAAGUCUUUGACAAAGCCAUUGAAUCACGAUUGGAUCGGCGAUCUACAUUUGUUGCCCUUGGUGGUGGUGUGAUUGGUGACAUGUGUGGUUAUGCUGCUGCUUCUUUUCUUCGUGGUGUUAAUUUCAUUCAAAUUCCUACUACUGUUAUGGCACAGGUGGAUUCUUCUGUUGGAGGAAAAACUGGCAUAAACCACCGCCUUGGGAAGAAUUUGAUUGGUGCUUUCUACCAACCUCAAUGUGUGCUUAUAGAUACAGACACAUUAAACACACUGCCAGACAGGGAACUGGCAUCAGGUUUUGCAGAGGUUAUAAAGUAUGGGCUUAUCAGGGAUGCUGAAUUUUUUGAGUGGCAGGAGAAAAAUAUGGACAAAUUAAUGGCAAGGGAUCCAAGCGCAUUGGCUUAUGCUAUAAAGAGAUCAUGUGAAAAUAAGGCAGAAGUUGUUUCCUUGGAUGAGAAAGAAGGUGGAGUACGGGCAACUUUAAACCUAGGCCACACAUUUGGUCAUGCCAUUGAGACAGGAGUUGGUUACGGGCAGUGGCUUCAUGGAGAAGCUGUUGCAGCUGGCAUGGUCAUGGCAGUUGACAUGUCUUACCGGCUUGGCUGGAUUGAUGAUUCAAUUGUGAAACGAGUGCUAAACAUUUUGAAACAGGCUAAGCUACCUACUGCACCUCCAGAAACCAUGACUGUAGAAACAUUCAAGUCUGUCAUGGCGGUUGAUAAAAAGGUAGCUGAUGGGCUACUAAGGCUUAUCCUUCUGAAAGGUCCUCUAGGCAACUGUGUCUUUACAGGUGAUUAUGAUAGAAAGGCCCUGGAUGAUACACUCCAUGCAUUUUGCAAGUCGUGAUUUGUGAGCUAUGCGAGUUUAUGGUCCCAAUUACUCCCAGAACAAGGACCAUUCUGUUGUGCAUUUUGAUUGCCAUGCCACUAUUCUUUCCUGUACUUGGAUGACUUCUCACCUGUUCAUCCUAAUUCCAUCACUAAGACGCAAUUGAUAAACAUGUUUUCAUUUCUUUUGUUCUUUAUCUCCCUCUUCUUGUGCCUAUUUUGUGUUGCUGUUUAGACAGUUGUACCAUGGCUUUAGUAUUAGUGAUGUUUUUUCCCCCACUUUUUGAUGGUGUGUAUGAACGUUUUGCAAGAUUUAUUAAUAAAUUUUUAGUUGGAGAA